Molecule: messenger RNA, 6710 nt
Organism: Diceros bicornis minor
Lineage: Eukaryota; Metazoa; Chordata; Mammalia; Perissodactyla; Rhinocerotidae
Gene: ADAT1
Product: adenosine deaminase tRNA specific 1
Exons: 9
Coding region: 1171-2664 (497 amino acids)
Biological process (GO): RNA processing
Molecular function (GO): adenosine deaminase activity; RNA binding
Source: RefSeq, a predicted model, not a curated record
UUUUUUUAAACACUUAGCUAUAUCCAUUGCCAUAUGAUCUCAUUUUCUACUAAGAAGCUUUUUAUACAUUUGAGUCCAAAUGAGAUCAUUGAGCGAGCAUCGGUAGAGUCAAGAGUGGGAGAGUUUCUAGCAAAGUAUCCUAGCCCUCUUUCAGGUCUGAUCUGCUGAAUGGUUUUUAAUUCAUGGCUUUCCGUGCCUAUUACAGUCUCCCUGCCCCCGAAGGAGCUCAAGGCAAAUCAAUCAGGAAAAAUCAAAUGUUCUUUUUUGUAGUAUUAAUCACAGUUGACAUUAAUUAUGCUGAACAUUGUAGCAAUUGUUUUUUAAUAAAUAUUAUUUAAUCCUCACAAUAACCCCAUGGAUUAAAUACUACUGUUAUCCCUAUUUUAACAGAUGAAGACACAGACACAGAGAUAUUAAGUAAUCUACCCAAUAUCACAUAGUUAAUUUGUAGCAAAGCCAGGAUUAGAACCCAGAAAGGGUAACUCCAAAACCCACACUCUUCAGCACAACUCCUAUGAGGAGAACACAUGACUGCUGAGAAACCUCUGGGCUCUGUCACUUCUCUCCUCUGCAUCAUAAAACAUAAUAGGAGAAAUUAAAGAGUUACCUUCCUGAUGGGGGCAUCAGUGGAGAUUUACUGGAGGGAGAUAAAGAACCAGUCUGGUGUGAGGGAAAGAGAAAAGUAAAACACCUGAAAAAGAGGAUGGAAAAGAACAUCUGCCUAGAAAAAUAAACCUUGUGUGGUGAGAGUCUGCCAAGGCGAGCUGAGGUCUGCAGCCCUUUAGGUGCUAUUUCCAAAUGAGAAGUUGAGUAACGAGGAUACUUCCCUCUCAUGUGCUUUCGUUUUGAGUGGUAGGUUCAGAUUCAUUAGAAAGAUGUCAGAUAGCCAACAUUAAAACAACAACUACCUUGAAGAAAUAGGGUGUCUUCUGAGGUUGGUGGGAUUUGGGACUUCUUUGAUCUUUCCUUAAAGAUGAAAAGGGGGCGAGGAAGUAGUAGGAGAACAUGACCCCCAGAGUUCCAGAUCGAGAAGCCUCAGUAUGAACAUGGUUGGAGUACAUCUGAAAGCCUGGUGAAGCGGUGGUGUGAGGUAGCAUCUUGCAUUGGUUCUCCUUUCUGUACUUCUCAUGGUUGUGGUUUUUGAUCAGGGCCUCAGCAGCAGCUCAGACCAUGUGGACCGCGGAUGAGAUUGCGCGGCUGUGUUAUGAGCACUAUGGGGUCAGGCUGCCCAAGCAGGGGAAGCCUGAGCCCAACCGCGAGUGGACAUUACUAGCAGCUGUGGUGAAGAUACAACCUGCAGCUGACCAGGCCUGCGACUCUCCUGACAAACCAGCACAAGCGACAAAGGAAGUUGUCUCAAUGGGAACAGGAACAAAAUGCAUAGGCCAGUCCAAAAUGAGGAAGAGCGGAGACAUCCUCAAUGAUAGCCAUGCUGAGGUCAUAGCCAGAAGGAGUUUCCAAAGGUACCUUCUCCAUCAGCUCCACUUGGCCACCGCCCUGGAGGAGGAUAGCAUCUUUGUCCCAGGAACUCAGAGAGGACUAUGGAAACUCAGACCAGACCUCUUGUUUGUGUUUUUCUCCAGCCAUACACCCUGUGGAGAUGCUUCCAUCAUUCCCAUGCUUGAGUCUGAAGAUCAGCCUUGCUGUCCUGUCAAUAGAAACUGGGCCAAUAACCCAUCAGUAGAAGCGAGUGGUAACCUGGAAGCUCCUGAAGAUAAAAGGAAAUGUGAAGACCCAGAUGGUCCUGUGACCAAAAAGAUGAGGCUUGAGCUUGGGACUCCUGACGGUGUGGCUCACCAUCAGAGUUUUGGCAAUCAGGAAAGCGGCCCAGUCCCUCCAAGUGUCAGCAGCUAUAAUAUCACCACAGAGGAACUGUUGCCUGUCACUGGAAUGGCCCCCGGUGGUGCCAAAGUGGUGGACGUUUAUAGAACUGGAGCCAAGUGUGUGCCGGGAGAAGCUGAAGACUCAGGGAAGCCUGGUGCUGCAUAUCACCGGGUGGGGCUGCUCCGAGUGAAGCCAGGCCGGGGAGACAGGACUUGCUCGAUGUCCUGCAGUGACAAAUUGGCACGGUGGAAUGUCCUCGGAUGCCAAGGGGCACUGUUGAUGCACUUCCUAGAAGAGCCUGUCUACCUGUCAGCCGUGGUCAUUGGGAAGUGCCCCUACAGCCAGGAGGCCAUGCAGAGAGCUCUGAUUGGGAGGUGUCACAACAUCUUGGCUUUACCCAAAGGCUUUGGAGUUCAACAAGUGAAAAUACAGCAGUCAGAUUUACUGUUUGAGCAGAGCCGCUGUGCAGUGCGCGAGAAAAAGGCUGACAGCCCAGGCCGCCUUGUUCCUUGUGGGGCAGCCAUCAGCUGGAGUGCAGUUCCUGAGCAGCCCUUGGACGUCACUGCCAAUGGCUUUCCACAGGGAACAACAAAGAAAGGAAUCAGAAGCCUUCAGGCCAGAUCCCGCAUCAGCAAAGUGGAACUCUUUAGAUCAUUCCAGAAGCUGCUAAGCAGUAUUUCAGAGGACAAGUGGCCUGAUUCCCUCAGGAUGCAGAAGCUAGAGACGUAUCAAGAGUACAAGGAGGCUGCAUCUGCUUACCAGGAAGCCUGGAGUGCACUCCGGAAGCAGGCAUUUGGAUCCUGGAUCAGAAACCCACCAGAUUAUCACCAGUUUAAAUGAGAAGAGAAAGUUUGCAGAGAACUUACUGGUAGCAGUGUGUUUUCAGCCCUUCGUACCAGACUGCUGUCUUCCUUUAUGCUGGACAAGUCUUAGCUUUUGUUGUGGCUGAGUCAGGAAAAAAGUGUGCCAUCUACCACAGCAACAUCUCUCUUCUGUGUAAAAUGGAUGGAAUUCCAGAACACGGAACAAUCUGUAGUUUAUUGAAGUAGCUCUCUGCUAAAAUAGCAUCUCACUAAUGGCCCUGGUAUCCAUCCUAACUUGUGUUUUAUUGCUUCUCUAAAGUAUGGAAUAAGAAUUUGGGACGUGAUGCUUUAAAAGUACUCUGUAGUAGCUCCAUUUUAUGUGUUCCUACAUUGAUUCGGCAAAUAUUUAUUGGGCUGAGAUGAUGUUUGAAUCUCUGCAAGUUUUAGAGCUUUGCCUGGCACAUAUAUUUUGUAUACCCAGUCUUUCUUCCUUCCGAGAGCCACUCUUUCCUGCUCUAUCCAUGGGACUUGGUUGAGGUGAACCUUACUCCUUGGCUCCAGGAGUGUGAGCCAGCCCUGGACAGUCCUGGAACUAUUGCCAGAGCUACCAGGAGAGAUUUUCCUCUUGUAUCAGGAGCAGUAAGGGGCAUGUAAUCUUGGGACUGCUUAUGGCUGCCUUUGCCUCCCAGAUGGAGACAGCCAGCUUGAGAAUGAAGGCAAUCAAGAAAGAAACAACCAAGAGAAUCAAAGCUCUAGUGACCUUGUUUGGAUGCCUAAAGCUAGUGCCCACCCUGGACUUCAAUUAUAUGAGGUCAGUUCCUGUUGUUGUUUUGAGUAAGCCUGUUCGAGAUGGUUUUCUAUGACUUUCAACAGAAAGAGUUCUGUCUAAAAGGCCCAAGUCUCCUGUAGCAAGUCAGCAACAGAUCUAGCAACCAAUUGUGUUUUAACUAACAUCUAAUGUUUAACUCUCAACCUCUUCACACCUUAAAUUAUUGACUGAAUAUGGAAGCUCUCCAUGUUGGGAUUACUCACGAUCCUUGUCAGUUCUUCAUCAUUUUUUUAAUAGCUUUAAAUAUUUUUCAAUAGCAGCUUUAUUGAGAUAUAAUUCACAUACCAUAAAAUUCACCUUCAUUUAAAGUGUACAAUUUUGGGGUCGGCCCGGUGGCGCAAGUGGUUAAGUGCACAUGCUCCGCUGCGGCCACCCGGGGUUUGCUGGUUCGGAUCCGGGCACGCACUGAUGCACUGCUUGGCAAGCCAUACUGUGGCGGCGUCCCAUAUAAAGUGGAGGAAGAUGGGCACGGAUGUUAGCCCAGGGCUAGUCUUCCUCAGCAAAAAGAGAGGAGGAUUAGCAGAUGUUAGCACAGGGCUGAUCUCCUCACAAAAAUGAAUAAAUAAAGUGUACAAUUUAGUGGUUUUUAGUAUCUCCACAGAGUUGUGCAACCAUCACCACAAUCAAUUUUAAAACAUUUUUGUUCUAAAUUUUUGGGGACACUAUUCAACACAGUACAGUGUCCAUUAGCAGUCAAUCCCCAUUUCCCCUCAACCCCCCAAGGACAAAUAAUAGUCUGCUUUCUGUCUCUAUGGAUUUUCCUGUUCUGAACAUUUCAUAUAAAUGGAAUAAUACAACAUGUGGUUUUUGUGACUGGCUUCUUUCACUUAACAUAUUGUUUUAAGAUUCAUGAUGUGUAACAUGAAUCGGUAGCAUGGAUCAGUACUUUAUUCCUUUUUAUGGAAUAAAAGUCACAUUCAGUUGUAUGGAUAUACCACGUUUUGUUUAUCCAAUCAUCAGUUGAUGGACAUUUAGGCUGUUUCCACUUUUUGGCUAUUGUGAAUAGUGCUGCUGUAAACAUUCAUGUACAAGUUUGUAUGUGAACAUAUGUUCUUAAAUUUUAAUUACAGAAGUAAUACAUGUUUGUCAUAACAACUUAUCCUUGAAAUUUUUUCCAUAAGAAAUCAUUUUAGAUAGCAAGAAAGAAAGGCAAAAACACCACUACCUGAAGGCCAGGCUCUCUCAUAUGCUGCUUUAAUCAGAGAAACCCUUUUGCCUGACCCCAAAUCCCACCAUAUGACAGCACGUAGGAUACCUCAAAGCAGGAGCUUUCAUCCACAGAUUAUGCCUCUCUCUCUCAUGAGAUUGUUUUAAAAGAUAAAGAUUUAUAUGAGAAUAUAAGAGGGUAAUGUCUUUUUAUUUCUAUAUUUUAUGGUAAGUUUGUCAAAUUUGCACAAAAAAACUAAAUGUAAAAACACCUCUAAAUUUUGAGGGGUUAGUUUUGGGAAAACCCUAAAAACUAGAGAUGAAAGGCCGCUUCACCUUGGGCUCUGCAUUUUUUUUCUGAAAAGCUUUAAAAGUGGUGCUUAGGCGUCCAACCGCCUACAUUUUACUUUAAUCUCUUAAAACCCAUGUUUAGAAUCUCACCUAUGCCUUAAAAGUACAUCUCUGCCAAAUUGGUAGGUUCUCAAAUUUCAUACAUCCAAUCAUAUCAUGUGUUUUUACUAAUGUUUCUUAACCUAUAUUUGACUGACAACUGCUUCUAAUUUUUAAAUACAUUUUCUUUUUUUUUUUUAACUUGAUAUAGAAAGUUUUUUUUGUUUGUUUUUGUUGAGAAAGAUUGGCCCUGAGCUAGCAUCUGUUACCAAUCUUCCCUUUACUUGAGGAAGAUUGUCCCUGAGCUAACAUCUGUGCCAGUCUUCCUCUGUUUUUUAUAUGUGGGAUGCCACCACAGCAUGGCUUGAUGAACGGUGUGUAGGUCAGUGCCCAAGAUCCGAACCUGCAAACCCCGGGCCACCUAAGUGGAGCACGAGAACUUAACCACUACGCCACCAGGCUGGCCCCUAGAAAGUUUUAAAUAGACACAAAAAUAGAAAAGCACAGUGGACCCCCAUGUACCCAUCACCUAGACUUAACAACCAUCAGCUUUAUGCUGUUGUUAUCUGAUUUAUUCCCCCUCCCCUCCAAUUCUUUUUUCUUGAAGCAUUCCAAAGCAAAUUCUAACCGUCAUGUUUCACCCAACAAAAUUAAGAAUAAUUCCUUAAUAUCUAAUAUGCAGCCUGUGUUCUGUUUCCCCAUGUUGUCUCAAAAAUGUCUUUUGACUAUUGAUUUGUUCAAAAUAGGAUCCAAACAAAGUCUACACAGUGCAUUUGAUAGAUUUGUCUUUUGUCCUACUAAAUCUGUAACAGUUCACUCUCCUUUCUGUUGGUUUAACAAAUGGGUCAUUUGUCCUCUCGAAUCUCUCCCAUCCUGUAUUUUGGCUGCUUAUUUCCUCUAGUGUUGAUAACAGAUUCCUCUGUCUCCCAUAUGUCUUCUAAAUGUGCAGUUACAUGGAGAAACUUGAUUAGAUUCAGGUUCAGUUCAUUUGGCAGGAAUACUUCUUAGGUGAUUCUGCAUACUUCUGGUGCAUCCUAUCAAGAGGAACGUAACAUGUGGUUGUCCCACUCUCAGUGAUUGAACAAUGGGUUCGGUGGCCUUCUCUAUCCCAUUAUGAAGUUCUCACCACCCUUUCACCUAAUGGUGUUAGCAGCUGUGUUGAGGGUCCCCAGGACCACCCUCAGGUUCGAUGAUUCACUAGACAGACUCACAGAACUCAGACAGGCUGUUAUACUCAUAGUUACCAUUUAUUACAGUGAAAGAAUACAGAUUAAAGUCAGCAAAGGGAAAAGGUGUGUGAGUGAAGUUCAGGAGAAAGCAGCCACAAGCUUCUAGUUGUCCUCUCUGUGUUAACCAUGUGUUUCUGAUGCUUUGACAUCUGGGGCCUUGCUGACCCUGGAGAGACAGCCCCUCCCAGGGGUAGCCAAUUCCUAGAGAUAGUAAGAGACUCAUCUGGGAGUGCACCUUUUAUAUGCAGACAGCCAAUCCAGAGCCCCUACCCCAACCCCCUCCUCUUUCUGGCACUCUCACUCUGGGCCACUGUCCACCUGUCCUGAUCACCCCAGGGCCAGGUACCAGACAACUGGGGGCAGCUGCUGUGCCUCAGAGCCCACUGAAAUUAGUCAAACUGACCAAUCCCAUGCCUGCCUACCCUCCCCCGCCCCUUCCUUCCCCUUCACAAUGAUGGCUCUUGCCCACAUCUUCCCCCCCCCCCCCCC